Messenger RNA from Phalaenopsis equestris, 2713 nucleotides. RefSeq names its product alpha-N-acetylglucosaminidase. The transcript has 19 exons. The record is from RefSeq and is a predicted model, not a curated record. Bases 81 to 2495 code for a protein of 804 amino acids. Lineage: Eukaryota; Viridiplantae; Streptophyta; Magnoliopsida; Asparagales; Orchidaceae.
UUAAAUCUUUUUUUCCCUGCGAUUCGUCGUUCUUCUAUCGCAGCGCCAUUGAUUUCCCCGGGGCACCUGAAAGUAAAGCAAUGCGAGGGCUUCUGCUUCUUCUCCUGCUUCAUUUAUCUCUACUUCUACACCCGUCUUCAACAUCACCUGUCCUCGCGGGAAAGGAAAGCGGAGGAACUAAUGCAGUGGAGGAUAUUCUUCGGCGGGGAGAGACACUGCGAGCUUCUCCUUCCGUGCAGUUGGCUGCAGCGCAAGGCGUCCUUCUCCGUUUGCUCCCGAGUCACAACUCCAGUUUCCUUCUAAAGGUCGUUCCCAAGGGUCUAUGCGAACGAUUCAGCUGCUUCCGUAUAGGCAAUGUCGCCAAUUCGACUCCAAAUGGGCCAGAAAUAAUGAUUGAGGGCAGUACAGCUGUUGAGGUUUCAUUUGGCCUUCACUGGUAUUUGAAAUACUGGUGUGGUGUUCAUAUUUCAUGGGAUAAGACGGGUGGAGUUCAAGUGGCUACCGUUCCUUCGCCGGGGUCAUUACCACGUGUGCAAGGGAGAAGUGUAAAGGUUGAACGUCCAGUUCCAUGGAACUAUUAUCAGAAUGUUGUUACAUCAAGCUAUUCUUUUCCAUGGUGGGAUUGGAGAAGAUGGGAAAAAGAGUUAGACUGGAUGGCUUUACAAGGAAUUAACUUGCCUCUCGCAUUUACUGGGCAAGAGGCUAUCUGGCAGAAAGUUUUUAAGAAUUUUGGUGUCAACAAUAUAGAUCUCGGUAAUUUUUUUGGUGGGCCAGCCUUUCUCGCAUGGGCUCGAAUGGGGAACUUACAUGGGUGGGGCGGACCACUUUCCCAGAAUUGGUUGGACCAGCAACUCAGCCUCCAAAAGCUCAUAGUCUCUCGUAUGAUUGAGCUUGGAAUGACUCCUGUGCUGCCAGCAUUUUCUGGGAAUGUUCCUGCAAUAUUCAGAACGUUGUUUCCUACUGCCAGCAUUACCAGGCUGAGCAAUUGGAACACUGUCAAUGGUGACCCACGUUGGUGCUGCACAUAUCUUCUUGAUCCAUCAGACCCUCUAUUUAUUGAACUUGGCAGAGCAUUUAUCAAGCAGCAAAUUAAAGAAUAUGGGCAUAUAACAAACAUCUACAACUGUGACACUUUUAAUGAGAACUUGCCGCCAACAAAUGAUCCAAAAUACAUCUCAUCACUUGGAGCUGCUGUGUAUGAUGCAAUGGCUCAAGGUGACGGUGAUGCAAUAUGGUUAAUGCAGGGUUGGCUGUUCUCCUCCGAUGCAGGAUUCUGGAAGCCACCACAAAUGAAGGCUCUUGUACACUCUGUUCCAAUUGGGAAAAUGAUUAUCCUUGACUUAUUUGCUGAUGUAAAACCUAUAUGGAAAAUAUCAUCGCAAUUUUAUGGUGUUCCAUAUGUCUGGUGCAUGCUACACAACUUUGGUGGCAACAUUGAAAUGUAUGGUAUACUUGAUGAAAUUUCUUCUGGCCCCAUUGAUGCCCGGGUUAGCCAGAACUCAACCAUGGUUGGCGUUGGCAUGUGCAUGGAAGGUAUAGAGCAUAAUCCAGUUGUCUAUGAGCUAAUGCCUGAAAUGGCAUUUCGCAGUCACAGCAUUCAGAUCGAGGGGUGGCUAAAGAACUAUUCAUUCAGACGAUAUGGCCAAGCAAAUCACCAGAUUGAGGAAGCAUGGAAAAUUCUUUACCACACAAUAUACAAUUGCACUGAUGGAAUUGCAGAUCAUAAUAAAGAUUUUAUAGUUCAAUUUCCAGACUUAAGUCCGAUUCAGGAGGGUAGCCAGGUUUUACAAAUUUCAAAAAGUAAGAAUACCAGAUUCUCCUUAAGGGAAACGAAAUCUAAUUCUCAAGAACCACAUCUGUGGUAUUCAACUAAAGAGGUGAUUAAGGCAUUGGAACUAUUUAUUGUUGCUGGGAGCAGCCUUGCAGAAAGUCUCACAUACAGAUACGACCUUGUUGACCUGACGAGACAAGUGCUUGCCAAAUUAUCAAAUCAGGUUUAUCUGGACGCCAUUAAUGCCUACCACCAAAAUGAUGCCAGUGAACUGACUCUACAAAUUCAAAAGUUUAUGGAGCUCAUUGAGGACAUCGACAUUCUUUUGGCUUCUGAUGACAAUUUCCUACUAGGAACUUGGCUAGAAAGUGCCAAGAAAUUAGGAGUUAAUGAGAAGGAGAAAAGACAGUAUGAAUGGAAUGCCAGAACACAAAUUACCAUGUGGUUUGAUAACACAGAGACCAACCAGAGCCAACUUCAUGAUUAUGCAAAUAAAUUCUGGAGUGGGCUUCUUAAGAGCUACUAUCUACCAAGAGCCUCAACAUAUUUCAGCUACCUAUUACAAAGCUUAAAUAAGAACGAAGAUUUUCCCUUGGAAAAAUGGAGGAGAAAUUGGAUUUCUUAUUCCAACAAAUGGCAGCAAGGUCAGGAACUAUACCCUGUUAAAGCUGAAGGUGAUGCCAUCUCAAUUGCUAAUGCCUUGUUUGCCAAAUACUUGAGCUGAUGCAUUUUAAAGCUGAUGUGCAAUGCAGAUGCAUGCUUGAUUAGAUGAAUCCAUUAUGUUGCGGUUUUGGAAGUCUGCAUUAUGUUUUUUUGGUCUGCAAGUGGCUUUACAUCCUUAUUUACAGGACCAUUUUUGAGUUUUAACUUUUUAGAAAAACAAAUAAUGAUUUGAUUGGGAUAUUGAUGAUUAAACUAUUCAUAAUUUAAGGGGAAAAAAAA